Molecule: messenger RNA, 1040 nt
Organism: Diabrotica virgifera virgifera (western corn rootworm)
Lineage: Eukaryota; Metazoa; Arthropoda; Insecta; Coleoptera; Chrysomelidae
Product: endoglucanase
Exons: 4
Coding region: 68-817 (249 amino acids)
Biological process (GO): carbohydrate metabolic process
Molecular function (GO): cellulase activity
Source: RefSeq, a predicted model, not a curated record
GACUCUAAAAGAUAAGGCACUUAUAUUUAUUGAAUACAGAAAUUCAAUUUAACUUAAUCCAGUUAAAAUGAAAUUCGCAGUGGCAUUUUUAUUGUUAAGCGUUUAUGCGUCGGCCGAACUUUUGGAAACCGAACCUUUAGAAGCCGGAAACGUCAUCAUUGAAAAAAUUCCUGGAGGUUUAUCUGGUUCCGGUACCACCACACGUUAUUGGGAUUGUUGCAAACCAACUUGCUCAUGGCCUGGAAACGUAAAUUACAAAACCCCUGUAAAAUCCUGCCAGCAUGAUGGUGUUACUGCAAUUGACCCUGAAACACAAUCAGGAUGUGUGGGAGGAGGUGCUUAUGUCUGUACUAACCAAGCGCAACGCUCAGUAAAUGACUCUAUUGCUUUAGGUUUUGUAGCCGCCAAAUUCAUUCACUCCAAUCGCAACAUGUGCUGUUCUUGUAUCGUUUUUAGAUUCAAACCAGCGGAACUUGCUGGCAAACAAAUGGUCUUACAAGUUACUAAUACUGGAGAUGACGACCCACAUGCAACUCACAACGAGUUCGAUAUUGCAAUGCCAGGAAGUGGAGUUGGGUAUUACACCCAGGGAUGUUCCUCCCAAUGGAACGCUGACGUUUCUAAAUGGGGCGAUCAAUAUGGUGGUGUGCACAGUAUAGAAGAGUGUCACAAUCUUCCCGCUCACUUGCAACCAGGGUGUGAAUUUAGAUUCACUUGGAUGAAGGGCUACUCGAAUCCCGAUAUUGAAUUUGACGAAGUCGUAUGUCCCAAAAGAUUAACCGAUAUUAGUGGCUGUUAUCCCGCAUCUCAUCCUUAGGUAUUAAAAAUAUUGACAAUGAAAAUAAAGACAAAUAACAUUUUACAUUCAACUACCUACUGUCUAUACCAGGUGUGUCUAAACAUUCAUCCCUUAUGGUCGCUAAUUAUUCUGUAAAAUAUAGUCUGCGAUGAAUUUUGAAUAUAGCAAAUACAUUUUAGGAUUUUUAAAUUUUUGUUAUAGAGAGUUUAAUAAAAUAAAGGAAAAUACAGAAACUAAAAAA